UAGGGAAUCAUUUAAAAAUACCAUCGACAACUAGUCGACGCACAGAAGCCCUCUUUUGCCGUUUAAGAGUAGAUUUUCCACAGUUAAACUCUUAUCUGUUCCAAAGAAAAUGUGUUACAUCUCCCUAUUGCCUCCACUGUUUAUCUCUGUCUUCACCAGUAUCGUGUAAAGAAGACUGUAAUCAUUUUCUAUUUGAUUGCUCUAACUAUUCUUCGCAUAGAAACGUUCUUAUUAAUCAAUUUAAAAUACUAAAUAUUCCAUUUAAUAAAAACGCUAUUCUAUUAAGAUCAUCUUUCAACAAAACUAAUUAUUUCAAAAUAUAUGAGGCUGUAUGUCAAUUCAUAGCUAACACCGCUCGUUUUAAAUAAUCUCCAAAUUCCAUUGUGCUACCAAAAACUUACACUUCGCGCUUACUCCUAUGACUCUCGCUUUUACGUGUGAUAUCUCAACAGACUGUGGUCUCUCUCUCUUCUCCAUAUGUUUUUUUCCGCGUCAUCUUUACAGUAACGAUAUAAACUUGAGAUUUCUUACUCAUGUAUUAAGUAAACUAUGAACAUGUAAUGUGACAAUUGUCUCGAUUUGCUCUGUAUUUCACUGAAAUAAAAAAGUUUAUAUAAAAAAAUAUAUAAUCUUGAUAAAUACUGCAACUAACUCGACACUCAAAGCAUCUGGGUUUAGCGCUAUAAAACUUAAGAAGAUGUAUCAGGGUACAGUAUACAUCACGUGAUAAACAGCAUAGUCAUCAACAGUCGAUCAACAAUUUGCAUAGAUAUAUCGAAACUCAUUCGUACCUGGAUAAAAGCAAGGUAUGGAUUUCUAUUGCGAUAAACAUGGUCUUUCUGGCGGUAGGCAUUGACUCAUCGCUGCAGUGAGCUAUGUCUCUUAUCGCGAUCUACUUCAAUAUUUUUUUAUCUAGAUGAGUGAAAGCGUUAUCUACAUAAUAAUUCUGUCUCGAUAUAGCGUAAUAAAAUUUCAACUAGCUAUAUCGAAACACCAAUUUUUAUCGCAAUAGGUAGGUAGCUUAUUCCGAUAACGUAUAUAGCAUGACAUAUCGAAGUAGAUCUAUUAGGUCUCGAUAGUGAAUUUAUCGCAAUAAAUAUGAUAAGUAUCGUGAUAUUGCCAAUUUUUUCCACCAAUAUCGAGUUAUAUCGCCCGAUAGUUGCUUAAAAAGUCCUCAUGGGAUAUAUGUUAAACAUGAUAGAUAUGUCUUAAUCUUGAGAUAUUAUAUACGAAUAUAGAUAAUAGUUAAAUAAAUCGAGAUAAAAUUGUUUUUGUAUAAAUAGUAUUUAUAGCUAGACGUUUCAAUUUAUUAGCUAACUUUUCAUCAGUAGUAUAACAUUCAAUUCAUAAUUAAAAACAUAAUCAAAUAUUAACGUGUAACUAACGUAGUUUUGUACAUAAUCAUUAACUUAUGUUGAUAGUAAACGAAAAUUUACAAACGUGAUACAUAACAUGCUUUAUUCCUUAUCUUUCUAUGAUUUUUCAUCUAAUGAUUAGUCACUAAUCAUUGUUAGUAUUCAAAUAUUUGUUAGUACAAUAUUGAUUCCAUUAUGACAGUAAAAAAACCAAAUGAUAUAGUUUAAUAGCUGAAUCAGAAAAAGAUUAUUUUUAUUAUUUUAGUUAAACAACAUAAUGAAUGGUUUGAUAAAUGCAUUGAUAUUAUUUAUCCAAUAAUUGAAUGGUUAAGAGAUUAUCAAAUUGAUAAUGUAAAUGAAUUAAUUUUUGAUCUACAAAAUAAAAAUGAUAAAUCAACAUCGCUUAUUCAGCUUUGUGUUAUGAAAUUGGCCAACAAAGGUAAGAGCAUAGUAAAUCAGAUUUUAGAAAAACAUGUUAAAGAACAACAAAUGAUGGCUCAGUUGCAACAACAAAGUGCUGAUGAUACGUCACAACAGCCAGUGAUGUUAGUGUUACUGCAACAGAGGGUUAAGUGGAAAGUGGUUAUUUAG
Didymodactylos carnosus is the source of this 1946-nucleotide messenger RNA. NCBI's taxonomy places the organism in Eukaryota, Metazoa, Rotifera, Eurotatoria, Philodinida, Philodinidae. The record is from the annotation of a GenBank genome assembly.